AUGGCACAUCAAGACGACUCAGACACCUCUGCACCUUCGUCUCCCACAGAGCACAACAACAACAACAAAAAUGGGGCAGCAACGCAAUCACGUACACCCCUUGUGGACCCAACCAUCUACCCCGGCAACUCACGUUCCAUCUCUGCAAUCGCAUUACACGCACUCUGCUUAGGCAUCGUGUUUGCCUCUUGCAGCAUCGCUACUAUCCUGCUUGCUCAUCACUCACACCGUAUCUGGCGCCUUGCCGAAUUCAUCGCAACUUUGUCACUGUUCCAUUUCUUGGAGUUUUGGACCACGGCGAGAUACAACACGCAUAAUGCAAAGGUAUCUUCGUAUUUGCUGACGAGCAAUGGAGGCGCGUAUCUCUCUGCCCACGUUGCUGCGAUGGUCGAGAUUAUCAUUACCUCUUUCUUCUUCCCUGCUCUCCAGGAUGCCUAUUCCAAUAUCUUCACCAUCACUGCAGGAGCAGUGCUAGUCAUCAUGGGACAAGUCAUCCGCAGUACUGCUAUGGCGCAAGCAGGAGUCAGCUUCAACCACAUUCCAGCCAAGAGCAAGAAAAACGACCAUGUGCUGGUGACUUCUGGACUUUAUUCGUGGUUUCGCCAUCCGAGUUACUUUGGGUAUUACUUCUUUGCUGUCGGCACGCAGGUUGUGGUUGGAAACAAGAUUUGUUUUGUGAGCUACGCCAUCAUUUUGUGGUUCUUUUUCAAGGAUAGGAUCACUCAUGAGGAACAGGAUCUGGUCAAGUUCUUUGGGGACGACUAUCUUGCUUAUCGCAAAAGUGUUGGUACUGGUAUUCCGUUCAUACCAUAA
Molecule: messenger RNA, 813 nt
Organism: Aureobasidium namibiae CBS 147.97
Lineage: Eukaryota; Fungi; Ascomycota; Dothideomycetes; Dothideales; Saccotheciaceae
Product: protein-S-isoprenylcysteine O-methyltransferase
Exons: 2
Coding region: 1-813 (270 amino acids)
Biological process (GO): C-terminal protein methylation
Cellular component (GO): endoplasmic reticulum; membrane
Molecular function (GO): protein C-terminal S-isoprenylcysteine carboxyl O-methyltransferase activity
Source: RefSeq, a predicted model, not a curated record